AUGAACACAAUCAAUGAAUCGGUGUUUCAAAAGCCAAAGGCUCAAGAUGAUCAAGGGCUAGAAGAGGAAGCCAAGUACUUGUUGGUCAGAACCCUGGACGUUUGGCGGUUUUCAACUGCUGACUUCGUAUUGUUUCAGAAUGGGAAAGAUGUGGCUCUUGAAAAGGAUCACUUUAAAGGGAAGGCUUUAGCUUCAAGUAUUGCCCCGACGGUCUUGAUACACGGAGAUGAGGGAGAGGGUGUCAUUCACUCGCGCCUUAACGAGAGCGGCAUCGAUAUACUCUCAAUAGGUCCCAACACCGGGAGUGGCCAAAAGAUUCUCGUUUUGAGCGAUGGGCGUACUGGCCUUGUGUUCAGAAACGUAGUUUUACGACGUUUCCUUGCCCAAGACGCUUGA
Molecule: messenger RNA, 396 nt
Organism: Penicillium brevicompactum
Lineage: Eukaryota; Fungi; Ascomycota; Eurotiomycetes; Eurotiales; Aspergillaceae
Exons: 1
Coding region: 1-396 (131 amino acids)
Source: RefSeq, a predicted model, not a curated record